UAAAUCGAACAAGAAGAAGAAGAAGAGGAAGAAGAGGAAGAAGAACAAGAAUGUGCUGUUUGCGUAAUUGCCACUCCGUUUCAGAACUCCGUAUUGACGCCGUUAUCAUACCUGGAACCUGGAUAGGACCGUCCCGAAUCUUGCAAUGCUCCCCUGCACUGGAUCGGAGCGUGCCAGGCCACAACACGACACCGUUCCCCCACGGCUGCUGACAUCGCCCCCUUGUUAACCUUAAAGGCAGCAACAAACAGGUGUCCCACGAGUACGGGUUUGUGGCCGGCGACGAGAGGAGGGGUCUGGUUGCAUCUUUUGCGUGGGUGAAUUAAUUUCCAAAUUAGCAUCCAGUUAGCUAGCUGUAAUGCUAGGCAAUUAACGUAACUAUCAGGGUUGUAUUGAAAAUCGCAAAUGUCGGCUGUCAUUUGUGGUGGACAGUGUUUUACGGGGAUCUCCAGUAAAUACAGGGGCGGUAACGGAGCGUUAUAUCACGUCCAUAUAAGAAGACGGACCUAAAAGGUGCAUGAAUGUGUUCAGUGUAAUGAGUCGGAGCUAGUGGGCUAGCUUCGUGGAAACACGUCGGUAGUCUGAAGAGCGUUGCACGUCGCUUUAGACGGUGCUAGCCAAUAUGGACGGUAUUAUUUCCACCAAGCCUCACUGUGUCUCGCAUUGGGAAAUGCAAUGAGGAGACUGCAAGAGGAAAACCUCUAGAAGGCCGACACGAUAAUGGAGACUUCCUUGCAGAUAGCUCCCCACUCCCUGGCAAUCGUGCUAGCCAGGGUCGAGACUGGGGAAGCGACGGGGGCGGCCGGGGUCUCAGAGAGCGACGACCUGCCGAGGCACCACACAGGCUAUGAGAUUUUUGCCGAUUUCAAAGCACAAAAUACCCAGCAACGUGUGUGGAACCUACGGAUUACCGAGGCUAUGUCCGAGACCUUCUUCCUGGGCUGGAUAGAGGAGCAUGUGCUGCUGAUCCAGGGGAAAGAGGACCACCUGGAGGUGCUGAGGGAUGGAUGGAUGCGGAGGUACCUCAAUCCACCUCGGGGAUUCACCAUCAAAUACCUUGGCAGGUAUUCCCACAUCGCUGAUCUAUCCAUGUAAGAGACGGAAGUGAGGAGGUGCAUGCAUGAGACUGAAGAAGCGUCCUUUCAGACGAUCAUACUGACAAAUGUACGUUCAAGAAUAAAAAAAUGUAGUUAUUCCAGUGUAAGGUGAAUAGGGUCUUCAGAGACGCCUGUAUCACCGCCCUGACUGAAACCUGGCUUGAUGAGGCCUGUCCAGACACUGAGGUCAGUUGUUAUCAUUUCACCUUGUUGUGAGCAGACUGAACUAGGCAGUCGGGCAAAGAAAGAGGUGGUGGUGUCUGCAUCUUUCUCAACAACAGGUGGUGUAAUAAAAUCAAAAUUGCACAGUCUGUAACCACUUCGUACAGACUACGUUUUCUUCCAGAGGGAAUCCCCUACAGUGGUUACAGGCUGUGCACAGACAAGUGCAAUGGAUUUUGAUGUUAUUACACUAAAUGUCCAAGGUUCUGGUUCGUAGUAUGAGAAAUCGGAACCACGACAUAUCUCCCUGCCCAACCCCAUACGCUGCCACAGCAGCAGGUGUACGUAGCAGACGACUCGUCUCUGAAGCUGGAGUCAGGAGGAUAUCAUCUGGUGGAUUCUUUAUUCCCUGUGGAGUUUCCCUGGAGCUCUUGGCCAACUUAUACCCACCUGACUGACCAAUUCCCCCCCAUCACCAAAUGCCCAAGGUUCUGGUUCGCAGUAUGAGAAGUCGGAACCACGACAAAUCUCCCUGCCCAACCCCAUACUCUGCCACAGCAGCAGGUGCAGGUAGCAGAUGACUCGUCUCUGAAGUUGGAGUCAGGAGGAUAUCAUCUGGUGGAUUCUGGGGACAAAACACACUGGACCUGGUCUACACAACACUGAGAGGAGGAGGUCCCUCUCCAGGAUCAACGCUUGCAAAGCUGCUGGACCUGACAACAUUCCUGGUCGUGUGCUUAAGGACUGUGCAGAGGAGCUCACAGAUGUCCUCACAGACAGCUUCAACACCUCCCUGAACCAAGCUGUUGUCCCCACCUGCUUCAAGAGCACCACCAUCGUCCCUAUUCCAAAGAAGGCAUCUCCAUCGUGCUUCAACGACUACCGCCCUGUGGCACUGACCCCCAUCAUCAUGAAGUGCUUCGAGCGGUUAGUCAUGCAGCACAUCACAUCCAUCCUCCCUCCCUCCUUGGACCCCUACCAGUUUGCAUAUCAGGCCAACUGGUCCACCGAUGAUGCAAUCUCCACCGCCAUCCACUCAGCUCUUACUCACCUGGACACUAAGGACUCUUACAUGAGGAUGCUGUUCUUAGACUUUAGUUCAGCUUUCAACACUAUCAUCCCCCAGCAGCUGAUACAGAAACUGGACUGUCUAGGACUAAACACCUCACUCUGCAACUGGUUGCUGGACUUCCUGACCGGAAGACCACAGGCAGUCCGGGUCGGCAGCAACGCAUCCAGCACCAUCACAAUGAACACAGGGGCCCCCCAUGGAUGCAUGCACAGCCCCUUCUCCCUCUCUCUAUAUGUGGAGAAGACGAAGGAGAUUGUUGUUGACUUCCGGAGAACCUCCACCCAGCACCCUCCACUGACCAUCAACGGUGCUGCUGUGGAGAGAGUGAGUAGCACCAAGUUCCUGGGUGUUCACAUCAGUGAGGACCUCUCCUGGAGCAGCAACACCGCAUCACUGGCCAAAACAGCUCAGCAGUGCCUCUACUUCCUCCGCAGACUGAGAAGAGCCAGAUCACCGGUCCCCAUCAUGCACACCUUCUACCGUGGAACCACCGAGAGCAUCGUGACCAGCUGCAUCGCUGUGUAGUAUGGCGGCUGCACCGCAUCCUGCCGGAGGACCCUGCAGCGCAUAGUGAAAGCAGCUGAGAGGAUCAUCGGUGCCCCCCUCCCCUCCCUUCAGGACAUCUACAACACACGCCUGGCCCAAAAUACACUCAGCAUUGCGGGCGACUCCACCCAUCCCAACCACCCCUUCUUCACCCUCCUGCCUUCCAGGAGGAGAAUGAGGAGCCUCUGGGCGAGAACCAGCAGACUGAGAGACAGCUUCAUCCACCAAGCCAUCCACCAAGCCCCCCCACAAACACUGGACACUGACACACACACCCCACCCUCUGCCCCCACAAACACUGGACAAUGACACACACCCCCCGCCCACCCACCACUACGCACAAACCAAAUGGCACCAGCCACUUUUAUAAACUCAAAAUAUAUAUUAUAUAUACAAACAAAUUGCACUGUGUACAGUCAACUGCUGUACAC
Molecule: messenger RNA, 3308 nt
Organism: Paralichthys olivaceus (Japanese flounder)
Lineage: Eukaryota; Metazoa; Chordata; Actinopteri; Pleuronectiformes; Paralichthyidae
Source: RefSeq, a predicted model, not a curated record